CAAUGUGAGUCAAUCGCGGUCAACACCACUAACAUGAUUCUAUAGCUUUCUGUUUGUCAUGAAUAUUUCACCACUUGUCGCAAUAUUCCAUCGUUGGAGAAAGGUUUAAACACCCCAAUUAAAUUCAUCAUGAAAACAGAAGUUGGUGUUCUUGCCUAACAAAUUGAUCCUCUAAUCGUCAAGUAAACCCUCAAAGUUCUGUUCUUUUUGGAGAAGAUUGUUGGUUUAAUAUUUCAAUACAUGUUUUUGUCCGCAAAGUUACUAAUUUUGCUUUGAAGAUUGGAGCCCUAGUAUCAGAAAUUUGUCAGAAUGGAGGUUCCGCUGGUUACAAAAGAGAUUGAUAAUGAAGAUAAGUUAUUGAAAAGUCUGCUUGAUACUUUUGGCUCUGCAUUUUCUCUUGAGGAGAUUGCUUCUGCUUUUUGCAAGGCAGGCCGAGAUGCUACCCUGGCUGGUGAUAUUCUGCGUGGGAUGCAGACAAGCCUAUCUGCCGAUGCAAACCAUGUAUAUAAAGGAUUGAGAAAUUGUGAAACUUCUUCAAAAGUUCUUAAUUAUAAUGACUCAGACAAGUCACGUUAUACAAAUAGGAACAACUCUUUAGCGUCAAAGUUGAAUAGAAAUCCUGCUUCAGUGGGUACCAAUUCAAAUAUUGUUGGGAAAGAUUAUGUUUGGCGCAUUGCUGGAUCAAAUAAAAUUCCUGACGAGAAAACGCCUGUUAAAGUAAAGGCGGCUUCGGUGGCUACAGUUUCAAAUGUUCGUGAGAAAAAUUGUGUUUGGCGCAUUGCCGGAUCAAAUGGAACUCAAACUGGGACAAAGCCUUUGAAAGUAGAGGCAAAGAGUUUUGCAAUACCUGUUAAUAUUUCUAAUGAACCCUUACUUUCAAGGGAUAUCCAUUCGAGUUCUUCUGAAAGAUCCUCAUCAUCAAGUGAUGUCAGUUUGAAUGAUGACAUUGAGAAUUUUUUGUUUGAAAUGCUUGGACGCGGAUCUCAACUGGAAAGAAGUGCUAUUCGAGAAGUUUUAGGUCAUUGUGGAUAUGACAUGAAGAAGAGCAUGGAGACAUUGUUAGAUCUUAUGGCUGUAACUCUCGACAGAAGAAAUACGAUGUCUGAGGGAAGUAAUCUGCAUUCCAAUUCACAAAGUCUUUCAUCUGAGAACCAAGUGCAAAAUCAAAAGUCUGCUGGAAGCAAUGGGAGAACCACGAGAACCAAUUCAAUCCCAUCAAGGCAAACCAGUGAGAGAUAUGAACGAGCAGACUUGUAUGUCAGUUCUCCUGUACUGGAAGUACUGGAAUCAGCUACAAGAUCUAGGGCAACCAGGGCAGUGGUUCCUGAGCCUCUGAAGGACGUUUCUGAGGACAGUGUUAUGACCACAAGUCCUAACCUUGACAACAUGAAAGAUGAUGCUGAAGAAGGUAGCUACCAUAUCCUUCGCAAAGCUGUAAAAGAACACCGCGAGACAAUGAAGGAAUAUUAUAAAGCUGCUGCAGAAGCUUUUGCAAGGGGUGAUUGUGGUCGAGCAACCGUACUUCGGGAAAAGGGACAGUUCUUUUACAAUAAGGCACGUGAAGCUGACGAAGAAUCCGCCACAAAAAUAUUUGAGACCAGUGAUAGUAGUGGGGAUGGCGAGAUACCACAGGAAAUGUCUCUUGACUUGCAAGAUCACGAUCCUAAAGAGGCAAUACGUCUUGUAAAACUUCAGCUUCGUACACUCUCUGGCAUACCAUUUGUCCGUGAUCUGAAAAUAUUUGUUGGGAAUGUUGAUCAAGAUGUUGAAAAGCGCAAGCGACUGAUAUUAAAGCUAUUGCAGAAGGAAGCCAUUAAAUGGAUUGAAGAUGAGACUUGCGGUACCAUACUAAUACGCUUAGACGAAAUCAAUCCCGAAAGCCUUAGCUUUGGUAGAAAAUAAUGGGCGAAAUCAAUACAUCGUUUUUUAUUCAUGGAAUUCAACCAAAUGCCUUUAUGUCUUGUGUUUUAUUCUCGUUUACGAAGAACCCAAAGAUGGUUCUUCUUGAAGGUUGUGAUUUUUUUUGGUGGAAGGCUCUGUACAGAUCGAUACUUAUUAGCUUUCACGAGGUUUUAUACGUCCAAUUUGCUUCAAAGAAAUACUGAUAUCUUGAAUUGCACUCUGUAAGUAAAUGGCAUGAGAAGUGCCCAAAGUUUGAGUAUAAGAGUUGUAAUAGAUGAAAUAGGAUUUGUUGUUUGUAUAUCUUAAGCUUCUCAUGUAAUGAAAGAAGUUAACACAUUAA
Molecule: messenger RNA, 2242 nt
Organism: Spinacia oleracea (spinach)
Lineage: Eukaryota; Viridiplantae; Streptophyta; Magnoliopsida; Caryophyllales; Amaranthaceae
Product: putative nuclear RNA export factor SDE5
Exons: 12
Coding region: 310-1902 (530 amino acids)
Source: RefSeq, a predicted model, not a curated record